This is a messenger RNA of Triticum turgidum subsp. durum (durum wheat), 348 nucleotides long. Lineage: Eukaryota; Viridiplantae; Streptophyta; Magnoliopsida; Poales; Poaceae. The record is from the annotation of a GenBank genome assembly.
AUGCCUCGGCUGCUCCUCUUGUGCCUGGUGUCCAGCCAUUUCGCGGUGACCGCCGUCAUGGCGCGGCAGUUCCCCGUCUUCCUCGUCGACGGUGGCGCCAUGGCAGCAGACGCCCCGUCUGCUUCUGCUUCCGAUGCCUCGCGUCUGCAUAGGCACUCCCUUUUGGAGUCCAGAUUCGCAGGGUCGCCGAUGGGCUCGUCUGACCACGGACUACGGCACGGCCCCUUCGACAGGCACUUCGCCGGGGGCAAGAUCAUACUCGGCGGCCUCGCGGUGGCCAUCAUCGCCGCGGUCUUCUGCUACAUCCGCAUCACCAGGGCCAAGAAGAUCGUCGAGCCAAAAACUUAG